AUGGAGACCUUGAAGGAAAUAGUUCGCGAUGCGCCAUUCGGUCAACUUGUUCGUUACGCAACACGCAACCGCAUCUUCAAAUACCCUGAAGAGUUACCCGGUUUCCAAAUCCCAGCUGCCUACACCGAGAAGAGCACCGGAACCUCGACCUCACUAAACCAAUCGCACGCCAACAAUUCCGCAACCGCCAUCAGGCAGCCUAGCCCAGACGACGACGUCACCUCUUCCCUCCCAGCCGACCUCGAAAAGCUCCCCUCUCGAACAGCCGAAUUAGAGAAACCUCAAACCCACAAUUCGACCUCAACAACCCACGACGCAGACGCUGAAAUCGGUCUUCCAGCAACAACCCUUCCUUCCCACACCCUCCCCUUCAGCGUAGAGCGCCUCGAAGCCGAACGUCUAGAAGCCACACUCGCACUCCAUGGUACACGAUCAGCUUCUCAAGCUAUCGCCCCCACAAAAACAGCAGAUGGUCUCAUACUAGCGGAAUGGUACACCACUACCGACUCUGCCAAUCCUCAGAAUUGGUCUCGAGGAAAGAAGGCAUGGUCGGCUUUCUUGAUCUGCUUGUAUACGUUUAUCGUGUCUCAAUGGGAGCUCUUAUGGAUGGCCGCUCCAGUGUUCCUCCUAUUUUUCUUCUUCCUGCCAGAAACGCAGCCUACUACCAUUCUGCUGCAUCGCUCUGCACGCCUUCGCGCAUUGACUGGCAACGCGAACAUCCGCACGCAAACUGAAAUCGACCGCAAAGGUACCAAGUUCUCUGCCACACUCUUCGAUGCCAUCAUAAAACCGUUGGAGAUCUGUGUCAAGGACCCCGCUCUCCUUUUCAUCAACGUGUACUCUGCGUUAACCUAUGGGAUCUACUACUCCUUCUUCGAGGUAUUUCCUUUGGUGUACUUGGAGAUAUAUGGGUUCAGUGUUGGCGAGAUGGCGAUAGUAUUUUUGUCAAUCAUUGUGGGGUGUCUCAUCUCUAUUACGAUAUACUUUUCGUACCUAAGGUUCUACCUCAUCCCGGAUAUCUUGAAGAGGGGGUUGAGACCGCAGGAACAUAGACUUGUGCCAGCGAUCUUCGCGAGUUUUGGGGUGCCGAUAGGAUUGUUCCUUUUUGGUUGGACGGCUCGUCAUUCUGUGCACUGGAUCGCUUCCGCUAUUGGUAUCACUAUAUACUCGACUACUGUUUUCAUCAUUUUCCAAGCUGUCUUUUCAUACGUCCCAAUGUCCUACCCACAAUAUGCCGCAUCCCUCUUCGCAGGUAAUGACUUUUGUCGUUCUGCCUUCGCUUUCGGAUCCGUGCUCUUCUCCCGCCCAAUGUACCUCAAGUUGGGUGUAGGAAAGGGUGUCAGUCUUUUGGGUGGGUUGAGUGUGAUGGGUAUCAUUGGAAUGUAUCUAAUCUGGGUAUACGGUGCGAGGCUGAGAGCGAGGUCGAAGUUUGCUGUUUGA
This is a messenger RNA of Alternaria atra, 1440 nucleotides long. RefSeq lists its product as uncharacterized. The record is from RefSeq and is a predicted model, not a curated record. The transcript is spliced from 5 exons. Gene Ontology annotation, molecular function: fluconazole transmembrane transporter activity. Bases 1 to 1440 code for a protein of 479 amino acids. Gene Ontology annotation, biological process: xenobiotic detoxification by transmembrane export across the plasma membrane. NCBI's taxonomy places the organism in Eukaryota, Fungi, Ascomycota, Dothideomycetes, Pleosporales, Pleosporaceae.